Penicillium macrosclerotiorum is the source of this 1554-nucleotide messenger RNA. RefSeq names its product cytochrome P450. Gene Ontology annotation, molecular function: heme binding; oxidoreductase activity, acting on paired donors, with incorporation or reduction of molecular oxygen, reduced flavin or flavoprotein as one donor, and incorporation of one atom of oxygen; iron ion binding. The record is from RefSeq and is a predicted model, not a curated record. Bases 1 to 1554 code for a protein of 517 amino acids. Lineage: Eukaryota; Fungi; Ascomycota; Eurotiomycetes; Eurotiales; Aspergillaceae. The transcript has 4 exons.
AUGCUGCUCAGUCCGGCCAUGUUGUUCAUCGGUGUGCUGUAUGUAACCUUCGUGCUUCUGCGGUACCUGACCCAGUUACACCACCACCGUAAACAGUCCAAGGCACUCAACUGCAAGCCUGCAGCACCCGGCAAUUCGAGCUUCCUUGGUAUCCCGGCUUUCUUGCGCCUUACCAAAGCAGUGCGCGAGAAGCGCUGGAUCGAUUAUUUGUGCGACCAGUUCGCCAUCAACGGCACUACCUUUACACAGCGGUUCCUGUCCCGAAAGCUUCUGACCACGAUCGAGCCGGAGAAUAUCAAAGCAAUCCUGGCGACUCAGUUCCAGGAUUUUUGUUUGGGCACGAGACACGAGAUGUUCUAUCCGUUGCUGGGUGAUGGCAUCUUCACAUUAGAUGGGGCAGGUUGGUCGCAUGCACGCGGAUUGUUGCGACCACAGUUUACGAGAGAUCAGGUUGCAGACUUGUCAAUGCUGGAUGAUCACAUCUCGCACUUGAUCGACCUUAUCCCGAAAGACCGAAGCAGCUUCGAUAUCCAGCGAUUGUUCUUUUUGUUGACCCUCGAUUCGGCCACACAUUUCCUGUUCGGUGAAUCUGUCGGCUGCAUGCUUCCCCCUGAUCAAACCACGGGUGUCCUCGAAAAGUCCGCUGUUCGGAAUGCACAGGGUUUCGCCGAUGCAUUUACUACUGCUCAGGACUACUUGGCCGCCCGAUCCCGCGCACAGGGCCUCUACUGGCUCGUCAAUCCGAAGGAGUUCCGCGAGGCCAACCGACGCGUGCAUGAAGUUGUGGAUCAUUAUGUGAAUGUAGCACUGGAAUCCAAGAAACGCGGCACCUCAAAGGAAAGUGACGGCCGGUAUAUCUUCCUGGAAGCCCUGGCAGCCGACACCGACGACCCAAAGAUGCUGCGCGACAAUAUGCUUAACAUCCUGUUGGCCGGUCGUGAUACCACCGCGAGUCUACUCAGUUCUACAUUCUUCUAUCUGGCCCGUUAUCCUCAAGUUUGGAACCGGUUGCGUCGUGAAAUUGUCGAGGCCUUUGGCGACAGCAACAACUCCGGUGAAAUUACCCAGACUAAGCUCAAAGAUAUUCCGUACCUGCGUUAUGUGCUAAACGAGGUCCUCCGUCUGCAACCGCCUGUCCCUGUCAAUUUCCGCGUUGCUACCAAAGAUACAUCUCUCCCGGUCGGGGGUGGUCCCGACGGUCGGUCACCCGUCUAUGUGAAGAAAGGCACUUUGGUCGCCUAUAACGUAUUUGCUAUGCACCGCCGUACGGACCUUUGGGGUAAAGAUGCCCCCUCAUUCCGGCCGGAACGCUGGGAAGAGAAUGCGAAGCACGGAUGGGAGUACUUGCCAUUCAACGGCGGCCCCCGGAUUUGUCUCGGCCAACAAUACGCGCUCACCGAAGCUAGCUAUACGGUCGUGCGGCUGAUGCAACACUUCGACAGCCUCGAAAAUGCCGAUCCUGACCCCCGGGAAGAGCCCAUCAAACAGUCGAACCUCACCAUGAUGCACGACCACGGCGUCCCGGUGAAGCUGUAUUCAUCGGCGCGGAUCUAG